Messenger RNA from Cladophialophora bantiana CBS 173.52, 750 nucleotides. RefSeq lists its product as uncharacterized. The transcript has a single exon. Lineage: Eukaryota; Fungi; Ascomycota; Eurotiomycetes; Chaetothyriales; Herpotrichiellaceae. The coding region runs from base 1 to 750 and encodes 249 amino acids. The record is from RefSeq and is a predicted model, not a curated record.
AUGGCGGCAUUCCAACCCUCCAACAAUACCGCCACCACAUCCUUCGUCGCCGUCUCUUUCGACGAGACCCACGCCAUGGAAACCUCCGAGCGCCCAAUAUCUCCUCCGGUCCCAACAACUGAGGGCCGCAAUCAACGACGCCGAAUUCCCGUGUUCGAAAUCGACGAGAACGGGAUCGAAGACAUUCUAGUACCUGUAGUACUAGCGAUCGGACGGAUCGAGGACUUAAUUCAAUACCCAACACAGCCUUCGUCGUCCCCAUCACCACCAACACCGAUAAUUAGACCAGUGGCUGACCACAGUGCAACGACGAUACCUAACUUCGACUUGGACCGUGCGUUCCCACCAGCUCCGGUCAACGAACUUAAUAUUCACACCGAAGGGGACGUCCUCUGGCGUACGUUCGCCUCCGCCACUAGCUCGGGCGGUGCCCCUCUGGAGCGGAGUAGGCUAGUUAUCCCCGUCGUUGCAGAUGAGGAAUACAUCCCUAGGGCCUGGCCGCAACCUCGACGACACGCAGGGCGUCAACCCCGAUCAGAACUCGCCCGACAUCUCGAAUCCUUUCCAGCAUCAGAUAUACAAAUCAGCGUAAUGACCGUAGAGAAUGCCAUGGAGACAGAACCCAAGAGGCAGGGCACGGUGACAUCGAUACCAAGCAGACGUGAGGAGGAGAUUGAGGACUGGGCAGACUCCUUGACUGAACAUGUGGCUCGGGUGAGAUUUUGGGCAAACAGAAAUGGAUUGCAUUGA